Messenger RNA from Ooceraea biroi (clonal raider ant), 7326 nucleotides. RefSeq lists its product as uncharacterized. Lineage: Eukaryota; Metazoa; Arthropoda; Insecta; Hymenoptera; Formicidae. The record is from RefSeq and is a predicted model, not a curated record. Gene Ontology annotation, molecular function: molecular adaptor activity. Gene Ontology annotation, biological process: signaling. Gene Ontology annotation, cellular component: glutamatergic synapse; postsynaptic specialization.
UCUCGCCGUGCAGUAGUCGACAGCAUCCCGCGGGUGGUCGCGAUCGAAGCACGCGCGAGGGGCGGGAGGGCCGACGAACAGAGAGAGCGAGGAGGUGUCCGCUCCCUCUUUCUCUUCCUCUCCCUCCCUUUCUUUUUUCUCGCACUGUCAUUCUCUCUCCGACUCUCCGUCCGUUUCUCGCUCCUUCUCGGCGUGCCAUCCUACGCUUCUGUCCCUCCCGCCAAAAGAGAGACGCGUGCGAAAACGCGCUCUGCCCGCGCGAGAAGAUUCCGUCCGCGGUUCUUCUGAGAGACUACUUCGGGACGAGAGAAAGGGAGAGAGAGAGAGAGAGGGAGAAAGGGAGAGAAGAGAAUUCCCGAUCUCGCGCGCGAACGUCUUUUAUACAUGUAUAAAUAGGGCGGUGCACCCCGCGAGGGAGAGAGAGGGAGAGAGGGACAAGGGAAGAGUAGCUCCUGGAAAACGCGCGUGAUAUCCGGAGCGGUCGAUCCGCUGGCGGUUCCGCGACAGUGUUUACGGUAUCCCGCGGUAGUGCGAGCGCUGAGGCGAAGAGGUAUCCCGUAUCCCAUCGACGAAGGAGUCCCGAGGGAGUCAGCUCCUCGUCCUUCCUCAUCCUCACGUCAGCGAGGGGCGGCUGAGCGGCUGUCGAUCUGCAGUGGCGGGAUCCAGCAGCGGGUCAGCAUCCCUCAAUGUCGUCGCGUCAGGAUACUGUCAAAUGCGUCGUCGCGAUACUGAUUUUAGAAAUUUGAUCAUUCAUCGCGCCCGGCUGUCCAUCACGGAUAGCAAGAAACCUGUCGCUGUUCCCGCGCGUCAAAUUCGAGACAAAGCGGAACGGAGCGAAUCAUUGGCGCCGGAGGUAAAACGCGCGAGAUCGCCUCGCACGUGUCUCAUCCUCGUCGUGGGUGUAUUUCGGUUCACGGAGAAAAUUCCUCUUCGGCGUGGAAGCGUUUCUCGCGCAGCUGUCGUCUCGGCUACGGCGUUCUUGGCGCGGUACAGUUAUUACGGGCGAUGGCGAGCGAGGUGGGAUCACCCUUGGCGAUUGCCAAGGGUGAUCGCUGAACAGACAGUGGAUUUAUUUACGGUGCAUCCUGCGUGUGUGUGCGCUAUCCGCGAAACGAACGACGUGAACGAAAGCCUGCCGUUUGUAAUUGAAACAGGUUUCUCUCAUCGAGGAGAUAUGUGAGCGCGAGCAAGAGUGGGACCGAGUGCCAAAGUGCGCGAGUUAAACGCGACAUUUAAACGUGCGUGCCCGGCUGACGUCGGUCCCUCGGAAGUGCCAGAAGUGUGCCGUGCGGAUACUUUUUUUCCCCUUUGCCGGACACGCAUCGCACACGCACGCGCGCGGACAAUUCAAUUAGAAGCGCGAGCGUGCGUGCGCGCGCGCGCGGGCGAGAUAAUUACGCCGUAUUCCUCUCCACGAGAUGAAUGAACGUGACCCGCGCGUUUUUUUCUCCCUCCCGAAUCGCGACGCAGAUAGCGAGGAGGAGGAGGAAGAGGAGAAGGAGGAAGAGAGAGAAGAAAAAGGACUGAACGACUGUGUGCGUGUGUUAAGCGAGCGGAUACCGCGUUAACGUGCUCGUCGCUCCGACAGGGCCACUCCAACAGUUGUGAUAUAAAACACCAAAGAGCGAAUUCGACUCCUCGCGCGAGGUAGAUCGAAGCGGCAACUGCCAAUGACUGCGAUUAAUCCAUCGAGGGAUCCCUCGACAACCGGAACAGUCUGUCGGUUUGCGACAGUGCUUUGUGCACAUGCCAAGUGACGUUAAUCGAGCAAGCUCGAGAAACGAUACUCGAGCAAAAAGAGAAUACCGCGCGGUGCGUCGGAGUAAUCCUCGCGCGUUCUCCAGCAGUCGUCAUACGAAAGGCGACGACCAAGAAUUGUUAACAGAUGAUGGUGAUGCUCGCGGGCUUGGAGAGUUUCGAGUUUUACGCGUGGCUUUAUAAGUUUAUACGAUGAACAUCCGGUGCACACACGGUGUAUCUGUCUGUGGUCUCCUUGUGAUCAGCAAGGAAAGUCGUGAAAACUAGGGAUCCGGUGGAAGUGCGAUUUCACGAGCGGAAGAGCAAAGUCGAGCACGGACACGAAAGGAAAGAGAAAAGGAGAGAGAGAGGAGAACGAAAAUCGAGAAAGGGAGAAAGAGACAGAAAGAUGUCGAGGACCUCGACGUGACGCAACGGUUUUCCCUCCCCGCCGUGAGAUGCGGUGAGAUAUGACGUGGGAGGAUCAUCACCGGGCGGGCAAUAAGGUCGAGAGCAUUUGAACUCUCGGCGGUGUCGAGGUGGACGGAUUUCGUCGUCGUUCCCUGGGACCGGGACGCAUCUGGGACCGAUCAUGGAGAGGAAGAGCGGCGGAGAGACGCGACCAAAGAUCGAGAUCGUGCGCGUCUCGUCCAUCGAGCGGAGCAACUUCCGGCCGCUGGACGGGGUGCAGCUGCGUGCCACGUACAGCCACGUGCGAGUGGGCACUUACUGCCCGGAACCGGAAGCGCCCGCCGUCAAAGUGCAGGCAGAGAACAAGCCGCCGAUCGAGCAGACGCGACGCUUCAAGAAAAACUUGGGACCAGUAUCAAGACUGCUGAGACGUCGUCACGCGACAUGCCUUGCCACCAAAUCCUGUGAUAACAUUUAUAGCGUGAAUAGAAAUAGUAAUUCCCUGGACUGGAGGGUCGGUCAAAGCACUAACGAGCAAGAGUUGCAACCCCGGCAGAGCAGCAGCCUGGACUGGAGAGUGGGCAGGUCCGUCACUUUCGGCUCCAAUCAGCUCCACUGGAGGGACGCGACGCAAAGCGCCGAGCAGCUCUCCAGGAGUGCGCCUCUCACUUCCGAUCACCUGCAAACACCGAGCACGAGAUCGAAGCUCGUGUCACUAUUGAGACGACUUUCCCCGCGGCUGUCCCGAUCCGGUAGCAAGGGCUCGUUGCAGUCGUCGCCGACAAUUUGUCCCUGGGUCCAGGUCGAGUACUCGACGGAAUCGAUCGACGCUGGCAAGCGAGAGGAGUCGCAGGAGUGCGACGCCAGCUUCCAGCAGGAGCUGCAGUUGAACGAGCUGCGGAAACGAAUGGCCGGGAUUGCCUCCACGUCCCAGGUUACGACGAGGAUCGUCGCCAAGGAUGCCACGGCAGGGCAACGGAACUCAUCACGACCGAGGAUUCAAGUGCAGGAACCCGAUCCCGAGCGCAACCACCAGAGCGUCGGCAGAGCUGUGCACGAGGAUCGCGUGGACGAGGACCGGCGCGGGGGCGGCGAGGUGGCGGGUCUGGACGACGUCGACGAGCCCUGCGUCGCGACGGUGACGUCGUCGGUACCCGGAGUCGGCGGCAUCCGCUCGCACCGACGCACCAGGCCGCUCUCCCUGGCCGUGCAGCCCCUCAACUACCAUCGCCUGGACCCAGAGCACAGGCCAGUGAUUGGCGCUAGGCAUCACCCCAACAUGACCAGCCAGGAGAGCAUCGGCAGCUGCAGCCUGGACGUCGAUCGCUCCGCGUCCGACCGAUCAGAGAAUACUGUGGACUCUGUGUCCGAAAAGACGCUGCACAGUCUGAAUCUAUCGUGUAACGGCGAACCAGUGUCGUCACCGCAGAACUUGGCGAACGGUAGCAGCGAGACGCUACAGAAAUCGCACCUCACCCCCGAUGAGAGGAAGCUGAACGUCAGCAAUGCUCAUCGCAGUAGCCCGGAGCCAGAGCAGCUGACGACGAAGAAACCUAGUUACCUGGGUCUUGCGUGCAGUAUAAGUGGCUACUCGGGGAUCACCAGGUACGACAGCAAACUGAGGGAAGGAUUUCGCUCCAGAGACAGCAGUCCCGGCGCGAGACUGAUCACGAGGGAUACUAGUCCCGCAGGUUUCAGGUCCAACGAAAAUCUCAACGUUCCGACACCCCACCAUCCGCCUAAGAGCCAGUCGAUAUCGCCGUUAGCGAUGGACAGGCAAAACGGUUUUACGAACGGCGUGAAGGAGGAGUGCAAGGUCGAGACAUACAUGGAGAGCAGAAGCUCGAUCAGCAUGAUCAGCCAGGGCUACUCGGAGGUCGACAAGGCGUCGUUACAUACGACGUUUCCCGAUAUCAGUCCCAUCCGGAUGAGCACCCCCGUCAAACGGAGUCCCGGCUUGUCGCCGAUGAUGUCCUGCGGUCAACAAAACAAGUCCUUCGGCACGGGCUUCUCCUCUCCGAAACAGGGCGUUGCCAAUCUUUCGAGUACGUCGUUUAGCGACACUAGCAUUCUAAAUGGCUCGACAGUGGAAGUUGAGAGCCAAGUUUUGAACACUACGUCCAGCAGCGAGAAGUCCUUUAUUCAGCAGCGAGUGGAGCGGCUUUACGGGCCGGGUGCACUAGCUCAGGGUUUCUUCUUCAAGCGUGGUGUCACCAGGUCGAACGUCAGUGACAGCAGUUUCAACAAGUCGAGCAACGACGCUUCGACGGACAACGCGAACACGGAGGAGUCGUUGAAGAAUUUGCCAGUUCUGCGACAUCUGCGUCCGGAAUUCCGAGCACAGCUCCCCGUAGUCAGUAGUAGAAAGCCCACGGACGGCACGGAGCAAGUCAUAAAACCUCUUCAGAGGGUAGUACCGGUAACGCGAAAGGCCGAGCAGAAGAGCCCCGUACCUACGAGUUCGCAGACUAGCGUGACGAGAAUAAUUCCGAUUACCAUGGAGGGUGACACGCCGAAGCGUGAUGGCAACAGUAAGAGCAUACCGGAUCAGCAACCAGCCGCGCCGAAAGUAGUGCUACCAGUGUUAGAACCCAGCGCGAGCUCGACGAACAUAGCAAAGCAGGCACAAGAAGCGGAAAAAGUAGUCGAGGAGAAGGAUGGUCAUUACUUUAUGAAGCUGUUGAAGCAGGAGACGGAUAGAUUGCUCUCGUUGGCCGCAUCCGCGGAGGCUGAAUUAGCCAGCGGCGAUGUUGCACUGCCAGAGGAAGCGGCUGGCAAGCUGCGAUCUGCUGCGGGUAAAGCCAGGCUAUUAGCCUCGCAGAAAAUGCAGCAGUUCGAGGGAUUAUGUCAGAAGAAUAUCAAUCAAGUGCCGGGCGAGGAAUUUCCAACGACGAACGAGGACCUGGCUGGCUUCUGGGACAUGGUGAUGCUGCAAGUGGUUCAGGUCAACGAGCUCUUCGACCAGAUAGAGAAACUAAGGAAGUCGCAGUGGCAAGAGAUCGUGCCGGACAAGAAGACCGCUUCGACCUCGCAGCAGAACGGUAAACGCCGCGUCAUACCGGUCCACAAAGCGAAACCGACCGCGAAUAGCGAGGCGAACAAGAAGGCGCGCGAGGCGAGGGAGCAGGCGCGACGGCAGAUGCUCGAAGAACGGAGACGCGCGAUGCGGUCGAACGCGCAGAGUGCCGACAAUCCCGUUGAAAUCUUCGCUCCCGAAACGUAACGACAGAUCGUCGCUCAAGUUCGACCGUCGAGUCCGAGUGAUACAAUCGAUUAGCAUUACGGCUCCUAAGAAACAUCAGCGUCUACAGACUGUGACAUCGACGAAGUGCGGGAAAAGAAAAGAAAGAGAGAAAGGGCGCUCGUUCGCACGAGGUGGCCACGUUAUUGCAAUCAGCUUCAGCGAAGAAUCAAAUCCGCUUGUUAUUUUAUUGUAAUUAAUUAUUCGACGUCAUCGCGAAUUAUUAUUAUUAUGUAUUUAAAACAGAUAGAUCGUCUUGUAAUAUCGUGUUGAAAUUGGUGAGAAUUUAAUAUUAACAUUACUAAAGGUACGAGAGGAGACAGGGACGCAUACACACACACGGAUACGAGUUGACGGGGUUACGGAAGUUUACGUUCCUCCUUACGUGGUCUCUCAUUCUUCGUCGAGCUUCGAGCGCGUUACGCGUCACCGCGAGCACUCUAGCGUAAUGUAUGACGACGGAUGCGUCGCCUCUUCGUCCACAGAGAUGCUUCAUGAGCGAGACGCAAAGUAUUUUGCGUAUCAAUAGCACUUCGUCGAAUUGUUCUCGUUUCUACUCAUUCUCCGCGUAUCGGACAGACGUUAUUAACUUAUAUUUAUAUACGAGUGGUAGCGAGUCACGCGGGGGUGGAUCUCGAGGCCGGCGGUCGAGGAAGAAAACGCGGUUCCGCGAGGGACACCCUCCGCUUGUCGGAAUCGGUCGCUUUUCGAAAGACGCGAGAGACUUGUCCGGAUUGAGGAUGCAGGGCGAACAAGCUGCGAUCGAGGGUUUUCCUCAUCCGUUAAUUCGCGAUAUUAACUCCCUCCUUAAUCCGGACCAGCGAUUUGUAUCGUGUAGUUUAUGUAUGUAAAUAGAUCUAACGAGUAUUCACACAUUUUGCACAAGGCUGAGUCUGCGCCGAGUGUUCGCCUAAUAGCUUUUUCUAUCAGACGUCGACAAAGCUCCCCUCCCCCUCUGAGAGAGUGUCUCGUCCAUCGAGCGAGCAAGAGUGUAAAAGAGAAAACGAUUCCUAUUAUUCUUAUUAUCUUUAUUACUGCGCGAUCAAUGUUAUUUUACUAUUAAUUAGUCUAAUUAUAUAAUUGUACGCGAGAGUUAUGCAACGUCUCGUGUGUCUCCCGCGCGAAAUGUGGAAACGUGAUCGUUUAAUCCCGCGCUCUCCUCAACGACGCGACGUCGCGAUCCGCAGCGUCGCUCCGUCCAGAUUUCGCGCGCGAGACCCAGACACGCCGACGGCCGACGUUUUUCUUUCUUCGACUACUCAUAAGGUUUUGAUCAUGUACGAUGAAUAGUCGGACAUUGCGCACGAUUCGAAACACUCGUGGCAGAGAAAGAAAGAGAGAAAAAAAAAGAGAGAGAAAUGCGUUGAAUAUGCGAGCGCGCGGGAGAUGCGUCGCGGAUCUCUCCACGACGAAAAUCCGACUGUGAUUGACGAAUUCACGUAAUCCUGAUGUCACAUCUGCCGAAUUUGACAUUCCUGCGAUAAGAAGGAAGAAGAAGAAGAAGAGGAACAUCUCUCACGUAACAAUCUUUUUCUCGCGUUAGUUGUAUGAUCUUAGCGUAAUCCUCGGCGUCCGAUCAAUGGUCAGCGGUUCUAAUGACAAGUCAUCAACCAAAUAACACUCGUACUCUUAAGUCUAAAUAAAUCACACGCGCGUCGUCGCGCACACAUCAUGUACACGCGCGCUCGCGCCCGUUACACUUGGUACUUUUGCCGAUUAUAUUUGUUCAUUUCCGAAAUUUUUGUAUGAAUUCGCACCCGUGUAAUUUAUUGAAUUGUUGAGUCCCUUGGUGCCUUCAUUAUUUAUACACGUGUAUAUAAUCGACUGACAGAGCCGACACAGUUUUAUGUACAUUCAUCUAUUUAAAUUAUACGUUCGAUCGAACUUCAAAAGAUCUGUUAAUAAGAAUAGAACGAAUAAAUUUCAUUAUUUAUCAA